AUGUCGAAUUCUUUAUAUGCCUACAAGAGACUGCUGAAAAGCACUCCAAAGGUCGAGCACUCUGCUGAUUUACAAGGCUCCAGCGUCUUCCAAAGCUACCUUGCCAAAGAAAAAUUCUAUUUUACUGAACUCUUCGUGAAUCCUGAGCUCCUAAAAGCUUUAGGACAAGCCAGUGACAGACAAGAUAAAUAUAAUCAGCUAUAUGGACAAUAUAGAGAUAUUUUAAGACUUUCUCAAGAACUAUUUGACCUUAAAGGCUAA
Blepharisma stoltei is the source of this 261-nucleotide messenger RNA. The record is from the annotation of a GenBank genome assembly. Lineage: Eukaryota; Ciliophora; Heterotrichea; Heterotrichida; Blepharismidae.